Mycena citricolor is the source of this 621-nucleotide messenger RNA. NCBI's taxonomy places the organism in Eukaryota, Fungi, Basidiomycota, Agaricomycetes, Agaricales, Mycenaceae. The record is from the annotation of a GenBank genome assembly.
AUGGCUCGUGGAGAAGAAACCACGUCAACAAAGACUGAAAAGGGGAGCACUGCUCCAAAGGCUCAAUCCUUGGAAAAGGAGGAAGCGCCUAAGGAAUCGACGGAAAUCACGGUUCCAGAAGCACCCAGGCGCACAAGGGUGCCAGACGCUGUUCAGAGGAGAUCAGCGGCCAAGAAACAGAAGGGCCCUCAACCCAGUAGGUUGGCGCAGGAGUUGCGCAACUACCAGGCAGAGAGGAAGAGGCAUUCGAUGGACGUAUAUGUCCAGAUCACAGGCCUGGACUCAGGGAGGACGCGUGGGGUCAAGGCACUGCUCGACAGUGGUUGCAGUACCUGUUGCAUUGACACUGACUACACACGGGCAGAAAGAUUGGAUAUCCAGGAACUCCCCCAACCCAUCAUGGCCCGUAACGCCAACAACACCAAGAACGCCAGUGGCCGGAUCACACACUAUGUCGAUUUGAGGAUGAGAAUUGGCCCUCACAAGGAAACACCCCCGUUCCUCCUGACAUGCCUGGGUAAAGCGCGGAUCUUUAUCGGCCUUGAUUGGUUGAUGGAGCAUAACCCCGAGGUGGACUGGCGGGAGCAGACAAUGAAAUUUAGCCAAUGCCCGGAACGUUGA